AUGACUCGUGCUCGCGCCGCCAUCUACAAGUCCGACAUCCGCGAAAAGUACGGUUUACCUGUUGUACAGGACAUCGGGCCUCUCUCGCAGGCGGGCUACACGAAGCUUGCAAGACCACGGCCCGCCGUGAAAUUCAACUUCGGCCACACGCUGGGGCGCGUAGACACGUUCGGGUCGCAGCCCACCUUCACCGUCACGGCUGGGCACGGCCAGUCGUAUCGCGUGACGGUCGGCGUGCUCCUCGCGGCAGAUGGGGUCAAGUCCGCCACCCGCGCACAGCUGCUCGGGCAGAGGCGCGCCGCCGCGCCGGCACAGGAUACAGGCCAGGCCACCUACCAGGUGGUGCUGCCUCGCGACAAGAUGGUCUCGGACCCGGAGAUGAUGGCCCUGCUCGACGGCAACGAGGCGACGCGGUGGAUAGGCGAAAAGCGGCCCUGGAUAGAGUACCUCGUCGCGGCCAAGACGCUGUACAACAUGUCAUCAAUCCAGCCCGAUACAAACCUUGCCGCCGCGCCGUCGGCGACGUACACGACCAAGGGUUUCAAGGGAGCCAUGCUGCGAGCCGUUUCCGACUUUUGCCCCCUCGUCCAACGCCUGCAGAGCCUAAUCCCAGACGGCGAGGUGUGCCAGUGGAAGCUGCGUGUGCACGAGCUGUUGCCGACCUGGGUCCACGGCGGCGUUGCCUUAAUGGGCGGCGCGUGCCAUCCCACCCUGCCGCACCUUAACCAAGGGGCAUCCAUGGCCAUCGAGGACGGAGCGGUGCUGGCCGAGGUGCUGGCCAGGGCGCCUGGCUCGACGCCUGCGGCGAUCAAUAAGUGCCUCCAAGUGUAUGGGCUUCUCCGAAAGGAGCGCACGACGAGGCUGGUCGAGCUGGCGGCGCUUUCGGGGCGCACCCUGCAUCUGGGCCAGGAGGAGACCAAGGAAGAGCGCGACAGGCAGUUUCCUGCGUGCAGAAUCAAGGAGGGCGUCGUCCCGGAUAGAAUGGGCAUCGUCCGAGGUCCAGAUGAUUGUUCCCACAACUGCAUGAUGGAAGUCGGCCACAAGUUGGCGAACUGUAUAAAGGUAGGCUUUUCCAAGGGUCCUGAAGGUUGA
Molecule: messenger RNA, 1092 nt
Organism: Hirsutella rhossiliensis
Lineage: Eukaryota; Fungi; Ascomycota; Sordariomycetes; Hypocreales; Ophiocordycipitaceae
Product: salicylate hydroxylase
Exons: 2
Coding region: 1-1092 (363 amino acids)
Biological process (GO): secondary metabolite biosynthetic process
Molecular function (GO): monooxygenase activity; FAD binding
Source: RefSeq, a predicted model, not a curated record